CAACUCUGUUCUGAUUCUGUUUUGGCAGUCACCCCUGGGAAACAGUAACGACGGCUGCCAUGCAGAAAUACCCCAAUCCCAUGAACCCCAGCGUGGUUGGCGUCGAUGUCCUGGACAGACACGUGGACCCCAGUGGGAAACUGCACAGCCACAGGCUCCUUAGCACCGAAUGGGGAAUACCCUCCAUUGUGAAAUCUCUCAUUGGCACAUGCAGAACAAAGACAUACGUUCAGGAGCACUCUGUUGUUGACCCAGUGAAAAAAACAAUGGAGCUUAAAUCCUGUAAUAUUUCAUUUACAAACCUAGUGUCGGUCGACGAGAGGCUUGUCUACAAACCACACCCUCAUGAACCAGACAAAACUGUAUUGACACAAGAAGCAAUAAUAUCUGUAAAAGGUGUCAGUCUCAGCAGUUACCUAGAAGGGAUAAUGGCAAACACAAUUUCAUCCAAUGCUAAUAAAUGUCAUCUGUUCAAUCUACCUGGACCUACUUGGUCUCACUUUUUUGGCCUCCCUGGACCCCUCCAGUGUCAAGACUUCAACGUCCUUGGAACUCUUUAAAAUCCCUUUUUCAGAUUCCUUGGAUUUAUCCAGUCUGAGCUCUUCAUCCUCUGUGGAAUUCUCCAGUCUCACUUCUUCGUCUUCUCUGGACCUUUCAAGUCUCGCAUCUUCAGCCUCUUCAGACUUCUCCAGUACCUCCUCUUCAAUCUCCUUAGAGCUCUCCAGUCUCACCUCUUCAGAUUCCUGGGAGCGCUCCAGUUUCACCUCUUCAAUUUCACUGGACCUAUCAAGUCUCACUUCAUCAGGCUCUCUGGAUCUCUCUGGCGACAGUUCUUCAAUCUCCUUAGAUCUCUCAAGUCUCAGCUCGACACCCUCCCCAGAUUUCUCCAGUCCUGCCUCUUCACCCUCUCUAGAUCUCUCCAGUCUCACUUCCUCAUCCUCCCUAGAUGUUUCCAGUCACACCUCCUCAGCUUCCUUAGACUUUUCCUGUACAAUCCCUCCAUCCUCACUAGGUGACUCAGGGCAGACCUCCUCAACCUCUUCAGAAUCAUUAGAUCUCACAGAUUUUAACUAUCUCAUGUUUCAGGGCUCCUCUCAAUUAUCCUCAUCGACCUCUGAGGAUGUUUCUAAUUUCAUCUCUACACGCUUUCCGGAUGUCUCCAAUCUCACCUUUCAGGAUGCUGCUUCUCUCACUUCUUUGGUUUCUUUGGACAUUUCUAAUCUCACAUCUUUAGUUCCCGCCGACCUUUCCACUCUCACAUUUUUGGAUGUUGCUAACCGUACUGCUUCAGCUUCUCUUGAUCUCUGCAUCUAACCCUUUCGACACCCUUAACUCCCUCUCUCUGCACUAUCUCUGUAUCUUUCUAAACUUUCCUCCUCUAUGCGCUGUUCCUAAGUUCUGUCUCUGAAAGUUCUCAAUAUUUCCGAGCGUCUAAACAGAACCAGGCAUGAAAACAGGUCAUACAAAUCUAUAAUGGUGCCUUGUUUACAGCUACAGAAACAUCAAUAUAUAUUCUUGAAUUUUUAUAAAGCACAAUUUGUCACGAAUUGAAUUACUAUUCCGUCUCAGCGUGGUACCUCUCCCAAAGGUUUAACUUUCAUAAUUCAUUCUGAAUUUUUAUCUGUCAGGAUCAACAAAGAGUAAACUGAGCCAGAUGUACAAAUAUUUGCAUUCAAGUUGUACAUCUCCCUUAUAGAUUUGAAUCUUGAGUGCAUUGCUCAGAAUUGCAGGCACAGGCAUUGCACGUGGAGGUACUGAGAGAGAAGAUGUGGUGGGAAAAGGAAACUGAGGGGAAAAAAGAGCAGGUAAGAGACAGGGGGUAGGGAGAGGAAUAGAGAAGGUGUGAGUGGGAAAAGAGGGGCACGUAACCAGAAGAAAGAUGUCCAACUCUGCUAGCAUCACUUUUUUCUGCCAAGCCGUAUUUGUGGCCUGGGCUGCCCAUGAGGCUUAAAAUAACCUUAUUGAUGAUUAUUUACCUAUCAAAUCAUCAUAUGUUACUAUUAAAACAGCAUUUGCAUAUGACAGCCAUUUAUCAACAUACCUAAGUAGUGCAGUUAAUAGUGUUGCAUAGGUAGCAGAGAGGAGUUUCCUUAAAUCUUUGGUGCUUUCUUGUAUCUUUUUGUUACUAUUGUUUUAGCUGGGUUUAAGAAAACAAGUGUUUUAAUUCAGUAUCAUAUCACCGCACCCUGUCUGUGUUAAAAAUGCUGUCAUGACAAAUAUUUUUUUAAUUGAUUGAAUUUUUACAAGUUGGAAAGCUUUGCUCCAACAUGCCAGAUCUGUCUCAAAAUUAGGAUAAAAAUGUCUUGCACAACAAAAAAAGAAAUAAAUGCAUGAAAUAAGAACUUUUUUCUGCCUCAUUUAUACUAGUUAUUUCUUUAAAAUUAAGUGGGAAAGAUUAUAAUACAUGGAUUUUUAGAAAUUAACAUCAAAUACAAUAGAGGCAAAGUUGUUUAGCAGUUACUAAAAGAAAUAAUAAACACAAAUUAUUGGUCCAGAUGGAAGAAUCAGUGUAAUGCAGUGUCCUGGAGUGUCCGCUUUCAAAAACGUCAUCACAACUGGCACUAACUAGAGUCUUCUUCGGUAAUCUCAGUAGAAGGACUGAGUAGGCAAAUUAAGGGCAGGAAAUUCCUGCUCUUACUUCCUGGCUGAUGUGCUAAUUACACUAAAAGGCAUUCUUUUCUUACUGUCGAAUGCUACCCUGGACACAGACUCUGCCAUACCGCCUCGGAAAAUACCAUUCUUUCUGUUCUGGUGGAUCUAUACUGACAUUAUCAUGUGCAGAUUGCUAAUUACAGCAGCCCUGGACUAAGUGAGAUCUCUAAUAAAGCUGAAAACUACACUGUGCUUUAAAAAAUGUACCGUGAGAGCAUCACUGCUUAGUGACUUGAAAUUACCAUGAGACUUCCAGGGAUAUUAAAAUGGGCGAAGAGGACCAAAGUCACCAGCAUUUCCUCAAGACCUGUACAGCUUCUGGAGGAUUCUUACGUAUUUUGUGAUGUAGUUUGGCUCUGGACGGAAAGAAUAGAGGGAAGAGGUAUUCAUACUUA
This is a messenger RNA of Cuculus canorus (common cuckoo), 3047 nucleotides long. RefSeq names its product PRELI domain containing 3B (gene PRELID3B). Gene Ontology annotation, molecular function: phosphatidic acid transfer activity. The record is from RefSeq and is a predicted model, not a curated record. Gene Ontology annotation, biological process: phospholipid transport. The transcript has 5 exons. Gene Ontology annotation, cellular component: mitochondrial intermembrane space. Bases 60 to 560 code for a protein of 166 amino acids. Lineage: Eukaryota; Metazoa; Chordata; Aves; Cuculiformes; Cuculidae.